Trichoderma atroviride IMI 206040 is the source of this 1215-nucleotide messenger RNA. RefSeq lists its product as uncharacterized. Gene Ontology annotation, molecular function: catalytic activity. Gene Ontology annotation, biological process: nucleoside metabolic process. NCBI's taxonomy places the organism in Eukaryota, Fungi, Ascomycota, Sordariomycetes, Hypocreales, Hypocreaceae. The record is from RefSeq and is a predicted model, not a curated record.
AUGGACUCUCAACGUGCGACACUUAGAAACAAAAGACGGCGUGGCUUCGAGUUCCAGCCGCGGCCAGUUCCUGAUUUUACUCGCAGAGGAACUUAUAGCUCGCUUAAGGAUGGCUUUCCAAAACUCGAAGCGACGACAAGCCUCGAUCGGCCCAGCGGCCGUGAUGACUUCGAAAUCGCCCUAAUUUGUGCGUUACAAAUAGAAUCUGAUGCUGUUGAAGCUCUCUUUGAUGGUUAUUAUGAGGAAGAUUAUUCAUAUGGUAAAGCAGUGGGAGAUCCUAAUGCUUAUACCACGGGGAGGAUGGCUGGACACAAUGUGGUGUUGGCGUUUAUGCCGGGCAUGGGUAAAGUCAACUCCGCCAACGUAGCGGCUGGCUUUCGCAUGAGCUUUCCCAACAUCAAGCUUGGCCUUGUGGUGGGUAUCUGUGGAGGUGUUCCAGGUGGAGAAGAUGGCGAGAAUGAAGUGUUGCUUGGUGAUGUUAUCAUCAGCACCGCACUUAUACAAUAUGACUUUGGUCGGCAAUACGAUAACAGAGUUGUGAGAAGAGAUACCCUACAGGACAACCUUAGCCGGCCAAAUGCACAAAUCCGCUCAUUUAUUACAAAGUAUUCGGGAUUGAAAGGUUGCGAAACUUUGAGAGGAAAGACAUUUUCUUAUCUGGAUGACCUCUGCGCGAAGAAUGGGUUCGAAAAAUCUGCAUAUCCGGGCGCAGAUAAGGAUAUACUAUAUCAUCCUAAAUACCGCCAUAAGCAUCGCAAUGCAGCUGUUUGCAGUGCUUGUUCAAAAUGUCGAAAAUCAUCUGACAAGGUGUGUGGCUCUGCGCUAGAAUUGUCAUGUGCAGAAUUGGGCUGCGAGGAUAGUAUGAUAAUAUCUCGUGCUCGCAUAGAGAAGGCGAAGAGUGCUGCCUCAAGCACAGUUGCAUCCAGAGACGAGGAACUUCGAGAGGCGCGGAAACCUUUUAUCCAUUUUGGCAAGAUGGCAUCUGGAGAUUUAGUUAUAAAAUCUGGACGCCAUCGCGAUAAAAUCGCAGUCCGCGAGAAAGUUAUUGCGUUCGAAAUGGAAGGCGCUGGGGUUUGGGACAGUUUUCCUACCGUUGUCAUCAAGAGCGUGUGUGAUUAUGCGGACAGCCACAAGAACAAGAUGUGGCAGAGAUAUGCUGCUGCAACUGCAGCUGCUUGCUCUAAAGCGUUUCUCGAGGAGUGGAGAAGGGCUUAG